ACCGCAAGAGGCAUAGCUGUAGGUGGAUGACAGUUCCCCCGUCCCAACUCACCUAACUCAUUCAGUUAGGGUUAUCGUUCCCCGCAUCUAACCAGCUUAGUUCGGCAUGGUUAUGCCGCGCAAUAGACCAACCUGAAUCACAAGAGGCAUAGCUGUAGCAAUUGCUCACUGGUGGCAAUUGCCGGUCACGCAUACUUAAGUUGUUGUGAUCCACAGCAUAAUACCCUUAUCAAUAGAGAUCAUUCUUCUCCACGGUAUUCCUCAUCAGCGAAUUUGAUACCAAAAUGCACAAGGAAGACGACAAAGUCCAGACCGUGGAGAGUGUUCCUGACUCGUUAGCUGCUGAUCUGGCGACAUCGAAGACAGCAAAAGUCCAGAAUGUUGCCUAUAGUGAUGCCAUCGCGAAGGAUAACCUCUCUCCACGGGCACCGUCGAUCCUCAAACUCUAUGCAAUCAUUGCUCUUGUCACGCUAAAUAAUUGUGGCAAUGGCUUUGAUGGAACCAUCAUGUCGUCCAUUAAUGCUAUGGAUCCCUUCCAUAAGUUCUUUGGCACUGAAAUGCAAGGUGCUUCUAUUGGAGCUGUCUUUGCGCUUUAUAGCGUCGGAAAUAUCCUUGGCUGCCUUGUUGCCGCUCCCGCUGCCGAUUUCUUCGGGCGAAAAUUCGGCAUGGCCACCGGGUCAAUCUUUGUCAUCAUUGGUACUGUGAUCCAAGCAGCGGCCCAGAAUGUUGGAACAUUCAUGGCGGGGAGACUAUUCCUCGGUUUUGGCUGCACCAUCGCAGUAACUGCAUCUCCCAUCUAUCUAGUUGAGGUAGCCUACCCUUCUUGGCGCGGAACUUUGGCUGGUCUAUACAAUGUAGGCGGCUGGUAUAUUGGAUCACUUACCUCCACAUGGACCGCCUAUGGAACGGGUCGACUAACAUCGAAUUGGUCCUGGAGGAUCCCUAUCAUGAUCCAGGUCGUCCCGGCGGCUAUCAUCCUGUGCGGCGUAUGGUUUAUCCCAGAAAGUCCCAGAUGGCUCAUGAGUCACGGUAAAGAAGAGCAGGCCCGAGCUGUGCUGAUUAAGUAUCAUGGAGAUGGCAAUCCUGACUCGGCUGUCGUCAAACUGGAGCUCGACGAGAUGCGUGCAUCCAUCGAAUACCAAGCAGAAAUCGAAGCCAGCCAAAAAUGGUGGGAUUAUCGUAUGCUCUUCGACAACAGGGAGAACUUGCACCGCUUUUACUUACUCUUCCUGGUCGCGAUUUUCUCCCAGUUUAUCGGUGGUUCGGUCAUCACCUACUACAUGCCCGUCAUUCUAGAGAAUGUUGGCAUCACCAGCUCUUCUCAGCAGCUUCUGCUCAACGGGGUCAAUGUCAUUUUCGGGUUCUUCAGCGGCGUUGCAGGCUCAUUUGCCGUUGAGAAGUUUGGACGCAGACGUCUCUUUCUUUGGGGCACAUUCUUGACAGGCCUUGCCUAUAUUCCCAUCAACGUCAUCGCGGCCAAAGCUCACGGCCAUGUUGAUACAUCAACCGGUUACGCCUUUAUUGCGAUGAUCUUUUUGUAUGGUAUCUUCUGGUCUUUCUGCUGGACGCCUCUGCAGUCUUUGUACCCAAGCGAAGUGCUACGCAAUGACAUUCGAGCCAAGGGUAUGGCCGCCUCUGGUUUCUUCAGUGGCGUUUCGGGCUUCAUCAACACUUAUGCCACACCGGUCGCCCUUCAGAAGAUCGGUUGGAAGACGUACACCAUUUUCCUCAUUCUGCAUUUUGUGGAAUGGGGAAUGAUGUAUUUUGCUCUCGUCGAGACAAAGGGCCGGUCUCUAGAAGAAAUCGACGAGAUUUUCAAGAGCCCUAACCCGGUCAAAACGUCCAAGCAGAAGCACGAAGUCUACAUCAAGGACGGCGCAGGUGUCACUGCCGACUUGGGCACAAAGGAGGCCUGAAUGAAGAGGGGAGAGGAAAGAUUGAAACAAUACGCCAUAAUCUCUCCCUCACAGAUAUUAUGACAUGCGUUGAACAGCCUGUUUAGUUACAUUGGAUUCCAUAUAUCCACUACGGGGUACGAUUUCAAUCUCAAGCCAUCUUGUAUCUACACUUAUGAACUCAUUCAAGUAAUCUUCAAAUAUGCCUGCAUCUCAAUGGCUGCUGCUAAUGAGCCUAACUAC
Molecule: messenger RNA, 2138 nt
Organism: Fusarium redolens
Lineage: Eukaryota; Fungi; Ascomycota; Sordariomycetes; Hypocreales; Nectriaceae
Product: general substrate transporter
Exons: 5
Coding region: 285-1916 (543 amino acids)
Biological process (GO): transmembrane transport; carbohydrate transport
Cellular component (GO): membrane
Molecular function (GO): carbohydrate:proton symporter activity
Source: RefSeq, a predicted model, not a curated record